CACUAUAUAACCCAGCAUGCUCUGUGUCACAGUUUUAGCAUGCCCUAACAACAAAAUUGUGGCAUUGCAGCUGCAGUGCUACAAGUUGCCCACCCCUGGUAUAACCUGAAGCUCUCUUUAUGUGACUGUCACUUCUCACAGUGUCUUACCAAUCAGAAGCUCUCCAGCCCAAUAAGCUACAAUUGGCAGAUACUGGACCUUGUGGUCUACAACAGCUGGAGAGCCACAGGGUUUAUAUAUGCUCUCUUGGAUUAGCAGCUCGCAAUGUCGAAGCGUGAGGCAUUCUUAAAGGCAACGGAGAAGGGUUCAGUAGAACAUUUUCUGAAUUUCAUUCAGCUUCAUAAAGACCCAUCAGAUCCUUUUGAUCUGGUUGAACUAUUGCAAGAGUUACCAAGGAAACAGGAAGAGGAAUUAUGGCAGAAGAUGAAAACCUUACUCACAGACACUUUGGUGGCUAAUCCAGUGGAAGAGUGGAAUAAAAUAGUUGAUGACAGUGAUGAUGAUAUGGAAGUGGAGGGAUCUUCUGACAUGAAGCAUACAAUGGAUGUUCUACACGGAGUGACCAUUGUAGCAACAGUUUCCGUGUCUGUCGUAGAUGGCGACAUAAGUUAUGGAGCGCUACUGGAAUGUGCUGCUAUUCUCAACGAGAUUUUGGAAGCUUUGCCCACGUCUGAGUCCCGUUUGCAUCUUGCCAUCAUGCGCCUGUGUGAAGCCUGGUGGGAGAAGGGCUUAGAAAGAAAGGAAAUAUUUGGGAAAACUGCAUUUGUGUUGCUGCUGGUAAAAUCGCUUGAAGCAAAGCCUGUGGUUGCGGACAUUACGCGUUUGUGGAAACUACAUCCAAUUCUCCUCACGAUUGAUUACAACUCUGCUGAGAGUAAUGAAGUAAAGAAUCUGUUACUCCGAUGCUUUAUGAGUGAUAACCACAUCAAGAGAGAAGAGGGCCGACGAUUUCUUAGUUUUCUCUUCAGCUGGGAUGUCGACUUUAUUAAAGUGAUCCAUGAAACAAUUAAAAAUCAGCUGCAGCAUUUACAAAAGUCACUGAUAAAUCACGUCGCCGACAUUUAUUUCAGAGCAUGGAAAAAAGCUUCUGGAGAAAUUUUAACGACCAUUGAACACACCUGUAUCCAGGACUUAAUGCACCAUGGUGUUUAUUUGCCCAAGAAGUCUCCGGUGCACUUCAAAGUGAAAAAGGUGCUAAGCUACUUUCACCAGCAGAAGCUGCGGCAGGGGGUGGAGGCGAUGCUGUACAGACUGUACCAGCCUAUUAUCUGGAGAGGAUUAAAGGCUGGAAAUUCAGAGGUUCGUUCCAAUGCUGCAGUGCUGUUUGUUGAAGCAUUUCCUAUACAAGAACCCAAUAUGAAUCAGAAGGACAGUGAUAAUAAUAUUCAGAAACAGUUUUUUGUGCUUUUUAAUAUUUUAGACGAUUCUCAUCCUCAUGUGCGGGCUACUGGAGUUCUUGGGGCCUGUAAAAUUACUGCUAAAUACUGGGAGGUGAUUCCGCCAUCUGUCCUGGCAGAUCUUAUGAAAAGAAUCCUUGGUGAUCUUGCUGCUGAUGUUAGUUCCGCUGAUGUGCGCUGUUCUGUUUUCAAGAGCCUGACCAUCCUUUUGGAGAACAAGUUAAGUCAUCCAUUAUUAGAACAGAUGCUGCCAACGCUGAAGAACAGUCUCCACGAUAAUUCAGAGAAGGUUCGCGUGGCAUUUGUUGACAUGCUCCUUAAGAUGAAGGCUGUCCGAGCUGCAAAGUUUUGGAAGAUGUGCCCAAUGGAACACAUUUUAGCUCGUCUUGAAAUAGAUUCACGCCCCGUCUGUCGCCGUCUUGUCAAUCUCAUGUUUAAUUCCUUCUUUCCUGUUAAUCAACCAGAAGAAAUCUGGUGUGAGCGGUGCAUAUCUCUAGUACAAAUGAAUCCAGGAGCUGCGCGUAGGUUUUAUCAAUACGCCUCUGAGCACACAGCACCUACAAACAUCGUUAAACUAAUGCUCACUAUAAGGCGCUGUUUAAAUGCCUGCUUGCAGAAAACCAUUAAUAGUGAAGAUGAAGAGAAUGUGGAAGAUCGUGAAAAGAAUAAGAGCGUGUUGGAGAAUGUGCUGUCUACAGAAGACGCUGCAUCUAUAGCGAGUUUACUGGAAAUUGUAGUCAUUUUAUGGCGCAGUAUCAGAAAUGCUCUCAAUAAUAAUGAUGAGGCUAAAAAGUUCACUAUAAGCAAAUUUGCUGUUGCGCUGCCUGGUUAUUUUAGAAUGUUUAAGGAUGAUCGCUGCACUGUUCCAUUAAUAAUCUUGGCUUCGUUUAUGCCUCCAACUGCCGUUCCUACAUUCAGCUGUUCUGUUUUGUCCAAGCUGAGGCACUUGAACAUUGGGGCUGAGGAAAACAAAUAUUCUACACUCAUUGACUGCUUGUGUCGUUGGGGGCAAGUGGGCCACAUACUGGAGCUGAUAACCGAUUGGCUGUCAGAAGCUUUCUCAGAGAAAACGGAUCAAAAAAGGGGCUCUAUGCGUAAAGUGCGCAUCCAGGAUACAAUGGAGUGUAAACCUGAGUUAGCGCUGAACUAUAUGGAAUAUAUUCUGACCCACACCCUGAAUCGAGGUCACCUCUUCUCUGCACCACCUAAGAAAUUGAAUAAUCUAUUAAGUCUCCUGGGACUUGUGAAAGAGAUGCUAUCCUCGUAUAUGAAGCCACCUGAAAAUGCAACAAACAAAAUCAAUCAAGAAUCUUCCCUGAGGGCCUUUAGCCUUUAUUGCAGGCUUGGUAUCCACCUACAAAACAAGUUUGGCUCAGAAGGAAGAACAUAUUUGUCGGUUGUGGAAGACACCGGGGGAUGGAUUGAAAGCCAAAUUCUUGCAUUUCUUGCAAGUAAUCAAGUUCUCUCAGAGCAGCAGAGUGAUAUAGCUCAAGAAAUACUUAAGACCUAUCUGACAGUUUGUAAGGAUGUGGUAAUGGUUGGCCUUGGUGACUCAGAAUUUCAAGCGCAGAUUCUCCAAAUUCUCAUCACAAUAAUAGAAAUUGAGCAGUGCUAUGGCUGCUUGCCACUGCUGAUCUCUGUACUGAAUGAGAUAACAGAAGUGUGUUUGGCGCAGAAGCUGAGUAAUGCCGGUGCAAAUUUGGACAGAUACCUUGAAGGUAUUCAAACAAUCUUCCACAAAAUGUUAGAGGCUGCAGCUCGCAGGCUGAGGAAUCAGCGGGAGGAAGGGCUCCAGCUGCUUCUGACCAUUAAAGAGCCUGUUAGUCGGUUCAUACACAUCGUUCAGUGCUGGCACACUGCAUCUUCCGAGGUCCAUCGGGGAAUACUCUCCACAAUCCUGGCUGCAGUGGUGGUAGAAAUAAGCCACGCAUUACGCAAAAUUUCAGAUCUAAGCGAGAUUGCGCCUCCAGCAUCUGUGUCAGACCUGCCUCCAGUUUCGAGCUGUUUAAUGUCUAUUCUUAUAAAGACACCCACUGUAUUAAAUUCAUUUUUAGGGGAAAUGGCUGAUUGCAUCAGUAAAGAAGACAUUGAAGGAAUAUUAUGCUUGACUGCAUCAUUACAUGUCAUUCUGGCCAGCUGUAAAGGCAAAACAAUGUCUCCUGCCGCUAAAGACAUCGCAUCAACGAUACAUAGGAAGCUGAAACAAUACCGUGAAAUCACAAUGGAAGAUGAUGACAACAUAGAGAGAGCUGUAUAUGAAUCAUCAAUGAGAACUUUAGAUCUGCUCCUGCUGCCAUAAAUUCAACACCAGAAAUUCGGCACACUUUUAUAUUACUGAGAGAAUGUACAGAUUUGUUAAAUAUGACAUUUUUUUUUCCAUUACUUUUUAUGAUAUGUAAUGACAUUGAAUCAGGCUCAUCAAAAUCAUCAAACUUGUGUAUAUUUGCUUGGUAAGCUUUUUCUUGUGUAUAAAUAUAAUGUAUAUUGAUUAAAUAUAGAGAUGUA
Messenger RNA from Pseudophryne corroboree (corroboree frog), 3902 nucleotides. RefSeq names its product non-SMC condensin II complex subunit G2 (gene NCAPG2). Gene Ontology annotation, cellular component: condensin complex; nucleus. The record is from RefSeq and is a predicted model, not a curated record. Gene Ontology annotation, biological process: mitotic sister chromatid segregation. The transcript is spliced from 28 exons. Bases 265 to 3696 code for a protein of 1143 amino acids. Lineage: Eukaryota; Metazoa; Chordata; Amphibia; Anura; Myobatrachidae.